AUGUGUAAUGUGCAAGGUCACAUUGCAUCUAAUUGCCCCAAAAAUUCCAGUGAAAUGUCAAUUGAGGAGGCCAAUGCAUUCUACACCUCUAAUCCUAAAAGGUCGUAUGAUCCUCAUUCAAACACAUACAAUGAAGGGUGGAGAAAUCAUCCGGACUUCUCUUAUAUGAACACUCAAGCUCAAUUGAAUUCUCCACCACCACCACCUAGUUUUCAAGCAAGGGCAUCUUUUAAUCACCAACCCAUGAAUCAACAACUACCACCGCAAACUUCAAAAUACAAUCUUGAUUCCAUUAUGGAGACUUUCACUACUUCCCAACUUCGACAGCAAGAGCUUAUGACAAAGCAAUUUGAGCUACAAGCAAAGCAAAAUGAACAAUUUGAAAGCUCGAUUCAAAUGCUUAUUGCUCAAAAUAAGAGGAUAGAAACUCACCUUUCUCAACUUUCACAACAAGUGAGUCAUUUAUCAACUCUUCAUAAUCAAGCAAAAGUCCAAAAGGAACAAUGCAAUGCAGUUUUCUUGAGAAGAGAUGAACUAUUUUCGAGGAAAAUAGAUGAGAAAGUGUGCAAUGUGGAGUCAAGGAAAGAUGAAAAGUGUGAGGAUGUAAAUAGUCCCAAAUAUGUUGCUCCACCGGCCUAUGAGGAACUGAUGCCCUUCCCACAAAGGUUGUCAAAAGCUGUGCUCGAUAAACAUUUUGGGAAAUAUUGCGAGACUCUUAAAAAGGUACAUGCUUCCAUUCCUUUUUUUGAUCUUUUAAUUCAAAUGCCUCAAUUUGCAAAAUUUGUGAAGGAAAUUAAAGAUCAACAUGAUGAUAAGGAAGUAGUAAAUGAGAAAUGCUCUACUCUUUUAAGUGAUUGCCUACCACCUAAGCUGCAUGAUCCUGGUAGUUUUACCAUUCCCUGUAUGAUAAACGAAAUAUUUUUUGAUAGGGUCUUGUGUGAUUUAGGUGCUAGCGUAAAUUUAAUGUCUUAUUCAUUAUAUGAAAAAUUAGGUUUGCAAAAACUUAAACCUUCCCCUAUUUUUCUUCAAAUGGCUGAUAGGACUGCUAGACUCCCUAAAGGUGUGGUUGAGGAUGUAUUAGUUAAGGUUGGUGAACUUGUUUUUCCUGUUGAUUUUGUUGUUAUGGAUAUGAAAGAAGACCAUAAGAUCCCGAUUAUAUUUGGUCGCCCAUUCCUUGCCACAAGUUAA
This is a messenger RNA of Chenopodium quinoa (quinoa), 1188 nucleotides long. RefSeq lists its product as uncharacterized. Lineage: Eukaryota; Viridiplantae; Streptophyta; Magnoliopsida; Caryophyllales; Amaranthaceae. The coding region runs from base 1 to 1188 and encodes 395 amino acids. The record is from RefSeq and is a predicted model, not a curated record. The transcript has a single exon.